Messenger RNA from Solanum verrucosum, 1957 nucleotides. Its product is annotated as heat shock 70 kDa protein 8. The record is from RefSeq and is a predicted model, not a curated record. The coding region runs from base 48 to 1769 and encodes 573 amino acids. Gene Ontology annotation, biological process: cellular response to unfolded protein; protein refolding. Lineage: Eukaryota; Viridiplantae; Streptophyta; Magnoliopsida; Solanales; Solanaceae. Gene Ontology annotation, cellular component: cytoplasm. The transcript has a single exon. Gene Ontology annotation, molecular function: ATP binding; ATP hydrolysis activity; misfolded protein binding.
GUGAAUGUGUAUAUAUUGUUAAUGCAGGAGUUCUUUAAUCUGUAUUCAUGGCUGAACAAGCAUAUACUGUGGUAUCUGAUAGUGAAACAACCGGGGAGGAAAAAACUUCAUCGGCUUUCCCUGAGAUAGCAAUUGGGAUCGACAUUGGUACUUCGCAAUGCAGUGUGGCAGUUUGGAAUGGAUCUCAGGUGGAGCUUGUCAGAAACACGAGAAAUCGGAAAUUGAUGAGAUCAUAUGUCACCUUCAAAGAUGAGGUUCCUGCUGGUGGUGUUAGUGAUGAACUGGCUCAUGAAUAUGACAUGUUGUCUGGAGCUGCAAUCUUCAACAUGAAACGUCUGAUUGGUAGAGUCGAUACAGAUCCGGUGGUUCAUGCCAGCAAGAGCCUCCCAUUUUUGGUUGAAACUUUAAAUAUCGGUGUCAGGCCAUUUAUUGCUGCCUUAGUGAACAAUAUGUGGAGGUCCACUACGCCUGAAGAAGUUCUUGCCAUCUUUCUAGUUGAACUAAGAGCUAUGGCUGAAGUUAAACUGAAACGUCCAGUGAGGAAUGCGGUUUUGACAGUUCCGGUAUCAUUUAGCCGAUUCCAGUUGACCCGAAUCGAACGAGCCUGUGCCAUGGCAGGGCUUCAUGUUCUAAGAUUGAUGCCUGAACCAACUGCAGUUGCUCUGUUAUAUGCUCAGCAGCAACAGCAGUCUGGACAUGAAAAUAUGGGUAGCGGGAGUGAAAAGAUAGCUCUUAUAUUCAAUAUGGGUGCUGGGUAUUGUGACGUAGCUAUAACAGCUACAGCAGGUGGUGUUUCGCAGAUCAAGGCCUUGGCUGGCAGCACGGUUGGAGGUGAGGACCUACUUCAAAAUCUGAUGCAUCACCUCUUACCAAACAUGGAUGAUCUAUUCUCAAGCCAUGGAAUCGAAGAAAUAAAGAGAAUGGGACUGCUUCGAGUUGCCACCCAAGAUGCUAUCCACCUACUCUCAUUCAAUAUGAGUGUCCCGAUUGAUGUCGACUUGGGAAAUGGAACAAAAUUAUCUAAGGUUCUCACGAGGGCAGAGUUUGAAGAGGUGAACAAAGAAGUCUUCGAGAAAUGUGAGGCUCUGAUAAAACGUUGCCUGCAAGCCGCUAAACUAGAAGCGGAAGAUGUACAUGAUGUCAUAAUUGUUGGUGGCUGUUCCUACAUUCCAAAGGUUCGGAACAUUGUAAUGAGUAUAUGCAAAAGAGAAGAGCUUUAUUCAGGAAUGAACCCGCUGGAGGCAGCUGUACGUGGUGCAGCACUGGAAGGAGCAGUAGCUUCAGGAAUUAGUGAUCCAUUUGGGAAUUUGGACCUGUUAACCAUCCAAGCAACUCCUUUAAGCAUUGGCAUUCAAGCUGAUGGAAGUGACUUCGUACCAGUUAUUCAUCAGAACACCACAACACCAGUAAGGAAAGAACUGAUUUUCACUACUGUCCAUGAUAACCAAGCUGAAGCAUUGAUCCUUGUUUACGAAGGUGACGAGAAAGCAGCAGAAGACAAUCAUCUCCUAGGCUAUUUUAAGAUCAGAGGAAUACCUCCAGCACCAAAAGGUAUUCCAGAGAUUAGUGUGUGCAUGGACAUUGAUGCUUCCAAUGUCCUAAGAGUCUUUGCUGGUGUAAUGGUGCGCGGGACUCAGCGUGCUCCUAUGCCUUUCAUGGAAGUAAGGAUGCCUACUGUUGAUGAUGGACAUGGCUGGUCUGCUCAAGCUCUGCAUAAAAUGUAUGGCUCUACUUUAGAUUUGGUAACAGUAAAGAAAAUACAGCAUUGAGAUUGCUGAAUAGAUAAUAAAGUAAAAGAGACAUAUUAGGUGUGUUGUAAGUAGUGAAAAAUGUGCCAACUACUUCAUGUAAAUAUGUGUCUAGUUUUAUAUUUGCCGGAGAAUAAUCUUGGUUGUGAGUGUUGAGAAUAAUAGUUAUAGCAACUGUUGUAACUUUGUCUCAAGGGAUUUAGAAUUUC